This is a messenger RNA of Hippocampus comes (tiger tail seahorse), 1644 nucleotides long. Its product is annotated as forkhead box protein O3-like. Gene Ontology annotation, biological process: regulation of transcription by RNA polymerase II. The coding region runs from base 865 to 1644 and encodes 259 amino acids. The record is from RefSeq and is a predicted model, not a curated record. Gene Ontology annotation, cellular component: nucleus. The transcript has 4 exons. Gene Ontology annotation, molecular function: RNA polymerase II cis-regulatory region sequence-specific DNA binding; DNA-binding transcription factor activity, RNA polymerase II-specific. NCBI's taxonomy places the organism in Eukaryota, Metazoa, Chordata, Actinopteri, Syngnathiformes, Syngnathidae.
UUUUUUUUCCUCUGGCUUUCGACUCAACAUGAGUUGUUUUAGUAUGUUGUUUUAUUUAAUGUCUUUGUUAUUGAUUUACAGUAAGUUGUUAUCAUGCUAAUGUCUUUAUUCUAGCACACACAAAAUUCAUACCGGUUUUAUCUUACUUUUAUAUCCCCCCCUCUAAAAAAAAAAGAACAAUUUAUUAUCAAGUACUCAAUUAGAUUGAAAGUGUUUCAUUGAAAAACCAAACCACUUCAACUAAAAUAGUUGUUGUCAAUGGCGCAGUCAACAACUGGUUCCUGGUAGUUGCAAUACAUUUAAUCCCGAUGUGGAUGCAAACUUUGACUCGAUAGUUACUGUCGAUCUCCACUGACAUGUUUAGACGUGUCCUGCUCUUGCAUUGUCUCUUUAAAAGGCGCAGCCGUGCAGGAACAGGAUCCACCAGGGGGGCUGGACCUGGAUUGCCGAGCACGCUGGUGGCUGUCUGCGUAAUAUGCGCGUGUGCAUGUGUUGUAGAGAGCACAUCGAGAUACAGUAGUGUAGUAAACCGGAGUGAGGUGGCAGUCUUGGGAGGAAAGAGAAGGCGAUGGCGUGCGCGCGACUUUCUGAGAUGUUUUAAAGUCUUGCUUUCUCAAGACACUCGCGGUAAUUCAUUUCGUCUCGGGUUUGGGACUUGAGUGCUUUUGGUAGUCAGAGUGACGAUACGUCGUUCAUUCGUGUCCCUCCACGGGCAUUUUUUGGAUUUUUUUUUUUCCAAGACAGUUUGAAGCGCGCGCGAGCCUUCAGUGGAAUAGCAACAAAGAACGGGAGCGCGCAUUGAUGGGACGCGACUUUGACAGCUCUCCGUGUCGUCUCUCGUAAAGUCGAAAAGUAAAGGCGGACAUGAUGGCCGAGGCCGCGCUUUCCGACGCCGUGGCCAUCGACCCGGACUUCGAGCCCCAGCAGCGGCCGCGCUCCUGCACCUGGCCCCUGCCACGGCCGGACUCGAGCGCCGCCAAGCCGGACGCCCACGACAUCAUCCCGGAGGAGGAGGACGACGACGAGGAGGGCGCCCACCACCAGCAUGCGGCCAUCGUCGGCGGCGUCUCCGGCGCGGGGACUGACGACCAGAGCAGCGGCAGCCCGCUGGCCGACGGCGCGCUCUCCUCGCCCGGCCAGGAGAGCGGCGGCUCGCCGCUCUCGGCGCACUCUCCCCCCGCCGCCUCGGGAGCGCUGGCCGCGGGCGGCCUGACCGUGCAGCAAACCCCCAGGAAGGCUUCGUCUCGCCGCAACGCCUGGGGGAACCUGUCCUACGCCGACCUCAUCACCAAAGCCAUCGAGAGCGCACCGGACAAGAGGCUGACCCUGUCCCAGAUCUACGACUGGAUGGUCAGGUCCAUCCCCUACUUUAAGGACAAAGGAGACAGCAACAGCUCGGCUGGAUGGAAGAACUCCAUCCGGCACAACCUUUCACUGCACAGCCGCUUCAUCCGCGUCCAGAACGAAGGCACGGGCAAGAGUUCCUGGUGGAUGAUCAACCCAGAUGGAGGCAAGGGCGGCAAAGCCCCUCGCCGCCGCGCCGUCUCCAUGGACAACAGCAACAAGUACACCAAGUCGGCCCGCGGACGCGCCGCCAAGAAAAAGGCCGCUCUGCAAGCCGCGGCCGCGGCCGGCGCCGCUUAA